Eruca vesicaria subsp. sativa (arugula) is the source of this 810-nucleotide messenger RNA. NCBI's taxonomy places the organism in Eukaryota, Viridiplantae, Streptophyta, Magnoliopsida, Brassicales, Brassicaceae. The record is from the annotation of a GenBank genome assembly.
AUGACUGAUGAUGCCGAGAUGGGAAAAGCCACCCCUCGGACCCCAGAAUUCACUCCUUUCGAUGGUGCACCUGCGUGUGUCACCAGCUUCCUGUCUUUCCGGGAAAAGAUGGCUCGUCGCAAGGCCAAGAAAGCGCCUAUCCGUGACAGUACUGAGCUUUCUCUUCCUUUCGCUCCGGCUGCUACUCCAGCUCAUGAGCCCAUGGUCCAGGUUUCACAAGACGUAGUGGUGAAAGCUGGCAUGGCUACUUCGCAUGUACCGGAGGCUUUGGCUUAUCCUUCUGGUUCGUCUACGACUCCAAUUUUUGUAUACGAGAAAGAAAAGGCUACGGAUUCGAUGCCUCCUCCCCCAGCUAGAAAGGAGAUCGUCCUAGCCCUGCGUGCUCCCAGCGGUACUCCGAUUGUUGCACCAAAUGUCCGAAAGAGGAAGUGCAUCAUACAGAGAGUCCUUUCAACAGGAUGGGAUGAAUCUGACAUCGGGGUUUCGCGAAAAGCGAUGAGGAGAAGAAGAAUCGUGGGGUCGAGGAAGCAAAAGGUGCUCUAUACGUUUCAGACCUAUUUGGAGAAGAUCUCCGAAUUAUUAGGUUCCCUCGAGUGUGCCCAAAGAAGGAAUCUGAUUCUGGCAGCUGUUGAUGGCGGGAUGGCUGUCGUUCAGGCACUCCAAGGUGAAGAUCCUUCAUCUAUACAGGCUGAGGAGGCCAAGCUAUCCGCUCGUAAGGGAGAGCAUGCGAUCGUGGAUGGGAGCUUUGACCUUAUCUCGGGUAACUUGAAAUCCGAGUGCUCCCUUUCGCCGCGUUCAGAAGACCCUUAG